GGACUCCGUGGCGCACCCCGGGGGAAGGGGGACUGGCCCAUAGGACUGGAGAAGAGCCCCAAAUCUUUCUGCUCUGCGGCAGACAAGCGUCCCAUCAGGUAACAGGGAUGGCUCUGUCCUGGUGCCUCUGCCUGGUCACUGCCCUCCUCUGUGGCCCCUCCUCUGCUCUGGCCCCCGAAAACGAGGUGCCGCUCAGGGCCACUUCCUGGUUACUUGACUCCCAGGUAACAUCCAUCCAUCUACCCAAGGACCGGACCAGGAGGCUGUACUUCACCCUGAAGAAGAAGAUCCCCAUGAUGUCGGUCACCGUCAGCCCCUGCGACGUGCCCAUCGAGUGGACUCUGAGCGCCAGGACGCUAAAGGACAAGCCCUUGAAGAACCUGCACUGGAGCUCCAAGAAGAGCAUGCCGGAGGUGUGGUGGAGGGGGCCCGGGAUGGAGGUGAAGAUGCACAGCUACACCGGCAACGAGGUGGAUACGUUCAGAGGUCCGGCCUACGGCCCAGCGUCCAUAUACAUCCUCAGGCUCAAAUCCCGGGAGCAGGACACCAGGGCGUCCGUGUACCUGCAGGAAGGUCCCGAGCCCCUGGGGGCCUUCCCGGAGCUUCCCCCGGACCCCCGCGUCCACACGGUGGGGGUGGGCAUGACCAGCGUCACCCUCAGCUGGUCGCCCAGCAACUCGGUCCUGAGGCUCCCGCCGGGCGGCAGCGGCUACCGCUACUGCGUGCUCGUCAACCGCAAGCACAACUACAAGAGCCUGUGCGCCGCCCAGGAGGCCGCCAAGGAGCGGAGGGGCGGGAAGAAGAAGGCAACGCCGUGGCCCAUUCUCAAGGAGUGGUGGUGGCAGCAGUGGGACUCCUUCGAGGAAGGGGAGGAGGGCGCCCCCGCGCUGGACACCCCUGCAGGGCCGCAGUGCGUGUGCGAGGGAGCGGAGAACGUGUGCACCGUGUCCGAGCUCACCCCGGACACCCAGUACUACUUUGACGUGUUCGCCAUAGACGCGCGGAACGGCACCAGCUCGGCGUACACGGGCACCUUCGCCCGCACGCACGAGGAGGCGCGGCCAGCGGUGGCCCAGCUGAGGGAGGGCGAGCGGCGGUGGGUGCCGCUCCAGGGGGAGGGGCGACAGAGCGGUACUCUCUUCAGCUUCCACCCCCAGGGCUGGCAGCGGAGCGCCCUGCUCACCCUGCAGAGCUGCGGGGCCCAGGGCGUCCAGCUCACCGUCUCCAACAAGGGCCACAUCCUGGCCUCCCAGUCCGUGGGCCAGGAGGUGGCGCAGGUCUGGCUCCAGGGAAAGCCCUCGUACCUGAUACACCUGGAGGGAGGGACCCCCGCCCCGUGGAGCUUGGCUUCUCCCGGCCCCGCCGUCAAGCUGCAGGUCUCCUCCGCCUACCACCGGCAGGCCCCGCCUUCCCUCCCAGCCACCCUGCAGAUCAAGUCCUUCAACAGGCUGCGGGGCUGCAGGUCAGUGACUCUGGCCUGGCUGGGCACGGAGGAGAGGAGUCUGUACUGCGUUUACCGUCGCAGGCUGGCCGAGGCGGAGGGGGAGAGAGCCAGCGAAGACAGGUGCCUGGGGCCGGAGUCUCGCAGCGACGCCGAGAAGGUCCUCUGCAAGUACUUCCAGGAGCUGAACCCUCGACGAGCCGUCACCACGGCCACCAUCGCAGGCCUGGAGCCCGGGGCGGCCUACGUGUUCGACGUGUAUCUAAUGAGACGCUGGGGGAUCCCCAUCAAGUACCGCAGCAAAACAGUGCGCACAAGGAAGGACUGCUGAGCAUCUCCUACCGCAGUCUCAGCAAACGACAAACUCAACAAGCGAAUCAAAGCCACGGGAGGGUGGAAACUUCUCGUAUCUGUUUUUGAUUUCUUUUUUCUUACCCAGUUUCCUCCUCAGAGACACUGACCCCCAUCGGAAGGGGCAGAGAGCCACAGCAGCAGCCACCCUGACAGUGGACUGUUGACUUUUUUUUGUUGUUAUUGGUGUGCUAUUGUCGCAGAUUUUUGAUUUCCACAUACCAGCUGUCUGAACCCUUCUUUAUAUCGUGCUUGAAGCCAACCAACCAACAAAGCUUGAGUUUAGCUCAGAUUAAGUUAGCCACACAUGCUAAAGCACAUUCUCCACCUGCGAGGAGGCAGCAGAGGGCUGAUACAGGGGAGGCGAAAUCACUGCAGAUACCGGGCACGGUUUUAUGACCACACGCAUCAUGGAUGAACCAAGGUCGCGGUACGCAGUGAGACUGACGCAGAGUUAUGACCCCGGCAGCGAGUCAGCACGUGUUCUCUGUUCUGAUUUAGCGUGUGGGAGAGCAGAGGAGACAGUCGUCCGCUUUACUGCCGCAGAUUGCCGCGUUACACUUUAGUACACCGAUAAAACAGAUCAUAUACAUUCCAACAAAUCGCGCAAACCACAAUCAAGCUUUUCUAUAAAGUCGAUCCCAACAUUUACUGACAAAUACGCGAAAUUGCUCUUCAUUAAUGACAUUUUCUUUGUUUUAAUCUCAUUACAAUGUCAAAAAAACUUUGUAAAUAUACUGUAGACUAUAAUAAAGUGUUACAUAACGAGAAACACGUGUAUGUUAUAUUAAGUACAUUUGUAUGUUAGGAAACUGUAAUACAUCUCACAUUUUGAAAGUCAAACAACAAUGGGAAAAUAUAAAACAUCAGUUCAAUGCAUGAUACUGUUAUUAUGUUAACUUGUUCAGUAGAUGUCCCAACAUCUGUACUAGGAUAUUUUCAUGUGCUAUUUUCUUAUUUUAAGAAAAGUAAUUAUUGUUGUAAUGUCCACUUACAUUAUAGUUAUUUUUGUAGUUUUAGCAUUUUAUUAUGGCUUUAUUCAGAUAUGCCUAUUUACCUGUAUGUUGUGCCAUUUAAUCGCACAGGUUGUGUCUGUGUGUCUGUA
Conger conger (European conger) is the source of this 2897-nucleotide messenger RNA. It is a transcript of the gene ndnfl, whose product is annotated as neuron-derived neurotrophic factor, like. NCBI's taxonomy places the organism in Eukaryota, Metazoa, Chordata, Actinopteri, Anguilliformes, Congridae. The transcript is spliced from 4 exons. Gene Ontology annotation, molecular function: protein binding. The coding region runs from base 108 to 1772 and encodes 554 amino acids. Gene Ontology annotation, biological process: extracellular matrix organization. The record is from RefSeq and is a predicted model, not a curated record.